CGCGGGAGGCGGAGCGUCAAACAGGAAGACGCGCGCGUCACGGUACCGCAGACACUCUUCAGUCAAUCCGCGCUCGCAUCAUAUCAGAGAUGUGCACACAUCGCCUCUGGCGCGUCUUCGCUCUCCUCUAUCUGCCGUUUUUGGGAAGCGCCAUUGAUUUUAAAACGCGGACGGGACCGCGAGUGACGGACAAGGUGUUUUUUGACAUCACUGUCGGAGGACACGAGGUUGGCAGGAUCGUGAUCGGUCUGUUCGGAGAGGUCGCUCCGCUGACCGUGCAGAACUUCAUGGCUCUUGCCACAGGAGAGAAGGGUUAUGGGUACAAAGGCAGCAAGUUCCAUCGGGUUAUCAAGGACUUCAUGAUCCAAGGAGGAGACUUCUCUGUUGGAGACGGAACGGGAGGUAAAAGUAUCUACGGAAGCACGUUUGCUGACGAGACCUUCAGGCUCAAGCAUCUGGGCACUGGUUGGGUCAGCAUGGCGAACGCCGGACCCAACACCAACGGCUCGCAGUUCUUCAUCACCUUAGCCAGAGCGCCGUGGCUGGACGGAAAACACGUGGUCUUUGGCAAAGUCUUGGAGGGGAUGGCCGUGGUCCACACCAUCGAGCUCCAGGACACUAACGAUCGUAACCUGCCCUACACCGAGUGUGUGAUCGUCAACAGCGGCAAGAUCAAGCUCAAAGAGCCCUUCGUCGUGGAAGUGGAGGGAUGGUGAACCCUUCUUCAUCGUCUUCAUCAUAUAAUCAUAUGACUUUACGUUCUGUGACUGUUUCCUCCAUCGUAUCAUCGUUCGAUUCUCCUCCCACUAUGCAGGCACUUUAUAUGGAGUCACAUGUGUGUUCUCCAUCAUUCUGUAGGACGCUCUACUGCAGAAAUCAACCACACAUGCGUUUAUUACCAUCCUCUGAGUGCCAUAAGACACAUAUACUUGAAUUUGAAAUCUCGAUUAUUAGAAUUAUGAUGUGUAGAGACACAAUUAAGCUAUUAGAAUAAUCUUUUAUUUAUUGAGAAAAGUAAUGUACAUACGCUUCAUUUUGACUUUGUUUUGCCUUCAUAAUUAGCAACUAAAUCAGCCACUGAGAAGAUUUUCAUCACUGUCUCAAUGGAUUUUGAUAAUUAAUUGUAUACUGUCUGAAAGAACAUUUCAUAAUCAACCUACAUUUCAUAAUCAACAAUAUCAUUUAAAUUAGUUAUGGCUUUGCUAAACACAAAUCUGUAUUUGUAAAUGAUGUAUUUCAGAAUGAAACUAAAUAUUCACUGAGCAAGCACUUCAUGCACAAUAAGAGUAGAACCAUGAAUUAAGAUCAUAAACAGAAUGGGUUUGGAUUCAUGUUGACUUUAUGAUCAAUAAAACUCUCUGAAUAAAAUACUCUUCUCCAGAA
This is a messenger RNA of Carassius gibelio (silver crucian carp), 1383 nucleotides long. RefSeq names its product peptidylprolyl isomerase C (gene ppic). Gene Ontology annotation, cellular component: intracellular membrane-bounded organelle. The coding region runs from base 90 to 716 and encodes 208 amino acids. The record is from RefSeq and is a predicted model, not a curated record. Gene Ontology annotation, molecular function: peptidyl-prolyl cis-trans isomerase activity. Gene Ontology annotation, biological process: protein peptidyl-prolyl isomerization; protein folding. NCBI's taxonomy places the organism in Eukaryota, Metazoa, Chordata, Actinopteri, Cypriniformes, Cyprinidae. The transcript has 5 exons.